AGGGUUCACCGCGAUCUAACGUCAUCAUCGAGUCCCUUUCGUCAUGUCCUCCACCAAGGUUAUCCUCGUCACUGGCUCUAACACCGGUAUCGGGUACGAACUUGUCCAUCUGCUCGCCGCACAAGGCCAUACAGUCUACCUCGCGUCUCGAAAGGAACAGGCUGGGCUCGAUGCUGUAUCGCAAAUCAAGAAAGAGAAAGGUCUGAGCGUGAAGUAUGUGAAACUGGACGUCACGGAUGUCAGCUCCAUCAAGGCGGCUGUCGCGCAGAUCGAGAAAGAUGAAGGACGACUCAACGUGCUGGUUAACAAUGCCGGAAUCAGCAAGAUGGAAGUUCAGCACUCCGCAAUCGAACCUGACUUGGACGCGAUCCGCGGGACAUUCGAAACCAACGUUAUCGGCACGAUCCAGACGACGACGGCCUUCCUCCCGCUUCUGCGCAAGUCGAACACGCCAGAGACCCCGUCGGUGAUCCUCAACGUGAGCACGGACAUGGCGUCCAACUCGUUCAUGGCGUCGCCCAAGGGAUUCUUGCACGAUGUCGUCGCGUACAACACAAGCAAGGCCGCCCAGAACUCGUACACGAUCGCACUGGCCAAGAAUCUCGAGGCGGAGGAUAUCAAAGUCAACGCGGUCACGCCGGGCUUCACGUCCACCAAGCUGAAUGGAUUCUCCCCCGGGGGAAAGACUGCUGAGGACGGCGCGAAGGUCCUCAUGAAAUGGGCCUUGCUGGAAAAGAAUGACCGGACUGGCGUUUUUGCUUACGACGGUGGCGAUUGGUCGUGGUAAGAAAAACCCACGAUGAUCGUUAUUAUGUACGAAUAGAAUGUAAUGUAAAUUUUGGAGCCGACCAGAGCUCUCCAGGCGGAGGAGACGCUCUAAAAUUUGUAUUCAGAGCGGGGAGGUAGCGCUCAGACUUGGAGGUGGGCCAGACAUGAUGUGCAAAUUUAGGGAUUCAAACCCUCUAUUCGUUCACCGGAAGACCUCUGGUGGAUUCAGCUUCUGCAUCUGGGAGCUUCAUUGACAGAAAUGGGUUGUCUCAUCCUGAUCGGAUCAAGACGUUUCCAUUUACGGUCGUCACUGUCACAAUUGCUGCGGUGUGCUAGCCCCUCU
Messenger RNA from Mycena citricolor, 1111 nucleotides. The record is from the annotation of a GenBank genome assembly. Lineage: Eukaryota; Fungi; Basidiomycota; Agaricomycetes; Agaricales; Mycenaceae.